Penicillium expansum is the source of this 1410-nucleotide messenger RNA. Its product is annotated as FMN-dependent alpha-hydroxy acid dehydrogenase. Gene Ontology annotation, molecular function: heme binding; oxidoreductase activity. The record is from RefSeq and is a predicted model, not a curated record. Lineage: Eukaryota; Fungi; Ascomycota; Eurotiomycetes; Eurotiales; Aspergillaceae. The transcript has 4 exons. The coding region runs from base 1 to 1410 and encodes 469 amino acids.
AUGAAACUCACUCGCCAGGAAAUCAACCGACACAACAACCAGGAAACAUGUUGGGUCGUAAUCCAUGGUGCUGUCUACGAUGUGACAGACUUCUUGGACUCCCACCCAGGGGGUGCAGCAGUGAUUUUGCGAUGUGCGGGUAAAGACGCGACUGAAGAUUUCGACUCUGUUCAUUCACUGGAGCUGUUGAGCGAAGCACUCCCUGAAACCGCACUGCAAGGCUACGUUGAUCCUGCUGAAUUGGGCGAGCCAAAAUACAAGCCAUAUGCGAUGGAUGAGAAGCAAUCGAAGCUAGACGAUAACAGUCCUCCACCAUUGCAAAGUCUGAUCAAUCUACAUGAUUUCGAAAGAAUUGCUCAUCAGAGGCUGUCUGCCACGACAUGGGCCUAUUACUCGUCCGGUGCCGAUGACGAGAUCAGCAAACUGAAUAAUGCCCUGGCAUAUCAAAAGAUUUCCCUUCGUCCGCGUAUCCUACGAAAGAUUACAGCUGUAAACACAGCCACUGUGAUCUUGGGGUACUCUACCACCUUACCCGUGUAUAUCUCUCCAGUUGGUCUUGCAAAACUUUCCCAUCCAGAGGGCGAGUGCGCGCUCGCUGCUGCGGCUGGCAAAGAAGGACUGGUCCAAAUUCUCGCAAAUGGAUCCAGCAUGCCAAUUGAACAAGUGAUGAAGAGUCGUACAUCACCAAAGCAGCCUAUUUUCCAACAGCUAUACGUUAAUAAAGACAUUCAAAAGUCUGUUGAGACUGUACGGCGAGCUGAACGAGCUGGCGCUAGUGCUAUUUGGAUUACCGUUGACUCCCCGGUGGUGGGAAAACGCGAGAUGGACGAACGGCUCAACUUGACGGUGACGGCUACUGAUAAUGGAGCGGAAGAAAAGGGUGUAGCCAAAAUCAUGGCUAGCUCAAUAUCUCCAUUCAUCGACUGGGAGAUUCUCACAUGGCUCCGCCAAUUGACAGAUCUCCCUAUUGUCAUCAAGGGAAUUCAAUGUGUGGAAGACGCCGUGCUUGCAUAUCAGCAUGGUGUGCAAGGCAUUGUACUCACAAACCACGGAGGACGCUCACAAGACACGGCACAGGCGCCUCUUUUAACACUACUGGAGAUCCGAAAGUUCGCGCCUCAUCUGAUUGAGAGUAAAAUGCAGAUCUUUAUUGAUGGUGGCAUUCGCCGAGGAACAGAUGUGCUUAAGGCCAUUGCGCUAGGAGCUACUGCUGUCGGAUUGGGCAGACCCUUUUUAUUCAGCUUGUCCGGAUACGGCAAGGAUGGGGUGCGUCGGAUGAUCGAGAUUUUACGACAGGAGAUCGAAACAAACAUGGUCUUUCUGGGAGUGACCAGUCUCGAAGAGUUGAGGCCCGAAAUGGUGAAUACUAGUCGUCUGGAGAAACAUGUGAUAGGCAGCGUAAAGCUAUAA